Brassica oleracea var. oleracea is the source of this 606-nucleotide messenger RNA. RefSeq names its product VQ motif-containing protein 4-like. The coding region runs from base 1 to 606 and encodes 201 amino acids. The record is from RefSeq and is a predicted model, not a curated record. The transcript has a single exon. Lineage: Eukaryota; Viridiplantae; Streptophyta; Magnoliopsida; Brassicales; Brassicaceae.
AUGAAAAGUUCACCAAGAUACAAAGAUAACGCACAGAGCUCGCUUCCUUCACCAACCAGCAUCACCAGUCUGACCCGGCCCGUUACCUCCAUGUCUGAACCAACUACCUUCUUCCAAACCGAUGCUUCCUCCUUCAAGCAAGUCGUCCAGAUGCUCACCGGAUCCUCCAAGAAGCCUAACCCGACCCACAAACCCGAACAGAGGUACUCAAUCCCUCUAGUCAAAGCUGUUCCCAACAAGAAGCAAUCUUCUUCCUCCCUAGGUUUUCGACUCUACGAACGCCGCAACUCGAAGAAGCAUCUCAAGAUCCACCCGGUACAUUCAGGAUUACCCGAGAAUCUCUCCCCCAGCAUUUUGGACUUUCCUUCUCUGGUUCUCAGCCCUGACACUCCUCUCAUACGCGUCCCGUUUUAUCGAACCGGGUCUUUGAGUAAGAGUCCGAGCUCCGACGCUGAAGAGAGAGCAAUGAAAGAGAAAGGGUUUUAUUUCCACCCGUCACCGUCGACGACUCCGAGGGUUUUGGAGCCCCGACUUCUCCCUCUCUUUCCGUUGACUUCUCCUAGGGUUUCAGAUUCUGUCUCGGCCUCUACUACCCCAGGAACUUAA